UGUUUUUUUGGUAGCCUUAUUUAAAACUCAAAUCUAGGUUCUUUCCUCCUCACUAUUCAGUCCAGCAUCAUAAGUUUUUCAACUCCUUCCACACUUUCUGACUGAGGAAUGGCUACAGCUGGUAAAGCUCGGCAAUUCACAGCGUUUGUGGACCACAAACCAAUUAAAUUGGCCAUGAGAAAUUGACUGAACCUCAAAGCGAGUCCACCUCAUAUUGGGUUCAGGAUUCAAGUGUAAGGAUGGGGUUCCUCAGACGGUUGAAGUCUACAUGCACAAGAAGGUGAAGCUAGAUGAGUUCAUCACCCACAACACGACGUUUGCCCAGGUCAAUGAUGCCAUUGAACUGAUGAAGCAAGGCAAAUGCAUCCGGACAGUCCUGGGUGUCUUACCAGAAUAAGACGGUUGUGUUGCUUCAAUGACACAAAAAUGAUUUACUGACGUGCAGAUGUAACGCUGUACAGGAUUUCUACCUUAUAUUCAAAGCACAAUAUAAUGCACAUUUUAAGCUUAUCAGACCAUGUCCAGUGUACACACCAGAUGUAUUCAGAGCAGUUAGUUACGUCACGUUUGCUUAACUUGGCAGGUAGUGUUGAAAAUAUUAUUCAAGCACAACUGUUAUCAGUAUUCAGCAGUAAUAGAUUAACUGCAACAGCAAUAGAUACAUGUGAUAUAAACAAAAGGUCACUGUAAUGAUAUAAAUAAAUAAAAAGGCAUUUUCAUAUUUCUUAUUUAUUUAGUAAAAAUGGGGAUUACAAUAUGAAACACAUUUUAAAAUAAGGGACAAUAUACCCUAAUGCGCACAUGUAACAUCACUCAAGGACUCAAACAUUAGUGCAUUCUUUUUCAUGGGGGGAAAUAUCAUUAUUUAUUUGUUUGUAAAACAAAAAAGUAAACAACAGCUCACUAAAGUGCAAGUGCUGCCCCCUAGCUGUGACAAUGUGUGUGACAUGUAAAAAGCAUGUUUAACAAAGACACAACAUUUAAGUGCGUGUAUUAUUGUUUGAGCGAAAAACAAAGGUGGACGCUGGGAAGUUGUUUCGAUAUUAGAGUUUUUAUUUCUGUAGUCUAAACUGUGGAGGGUAACAUUGGAGAAGCCAGCAAAGGUUAAAUAUAUUUUGAAGAAUUCCAUCAUUCUCAGCUAUUAGCAUACAAGGUAGAUCUCACUUCUCUUAACUUGCAUCCCUGCGUCCCUCACUUGCGCCUUUUCCUUGCGCAUUAGUCCCUCCCACCAGUGAUGCGCGGAGAGACUCAAGGUAACUAGCGAAGAAAGAGGAAGCAAGGAAAUUAGCUUCAAGAGCAAUGGAGCGCCACAGGGAUGACAUAUUUCUGAAGGCCAACCCGGAUAAUGCUGCACAUGGGUUCCUUCGACAAAAAAGCAAUGCGAUUUCUCGAGAGGCUUUUGGAAUAUUGUAAAAAAUAAGAUCUGUGGAAAACAAACCUGUGUGAUAAAUGCACCUUUUGUUCAGUUGGAUAAUCUCAGUUAGUUUACCUAACCGGAAACAGCUGGUAGUUCACAGAAACUGGCUGUAGAGUUUAUUGCUUGAUAUUGGCGAUCGGAAACAGUUAGCCUAUGUUAGUACACGUUUGUAUCAUUUGUUGUAGACCCAAAUACAUUUAAUGAAAUAACAACUCAUUUUCAAAAAGAAAUUGCAGCGUCUCCGGCACAAAUAAGUGCCAUGGGACGCUCCUUAAGAUGGCGUCCAAAAAUGUACUGCCGGUGAGACUGAGGAGCGAGGAAAUUACUUCAUAAGAGAAGUGGGAUCUACCCAUACAGUAGUUGCCAGCAUGCAUUGUACAAAUUAUUCACGAAUGCUUCCUUUUUGUAACUUGAAGACAAUAACACAAUGUGCUUGCAGUGUGCAAAAUAUAAUCUGGCCUCAAUGUUGUCCCCAGUACAUGAUUAAGUAGGGUAUAUAGAGGCCAGACCAACAUGUGCAGUGUUUUUGUCUGAGCCCCUGGGCCUCUCUCCAAACAUGAGCUCUACAAUACAUAGAUAGAUGGAAUCGUAGGAUGAAGCCCUCUUUAUUAGUCACAUACAUGCACACAGCAGAGCACACAAAGUGAAAUUGGUCCUCUGCAUUCUAUUGUGCAGCGCCCAGGGAGCAAGGAGGUGUCCGGUGCCUUGCUCAAGGGCACCACAGCAUGGCCUAGGAGGUGAACUGGGACAUCCAAGUAGCAGUCCACUUUCCAUAUUUCAUGUUUGGGGACUUGAACCGGCGACCCUACGAUUCCCAGUCCAAGCCCCUACUUACUGAGCCACUGCUGGACACUGUAUAUGGCCCACAUCUGACCCUACAUACAGUAUCUGACCCAGCUUUAAGUGAUCAGUCAGCAAGUGAUAAAAUAGCUGCAGAAGUUUUGUUCUUCUUUUCCCACAUUUAUCUGUUACAAAGGAAACAGUCCCUGCCCAUCUGGAUGUUUGCGUUACUGCUUUUCUUCCGCAGCUGUGUUGAAACAGCACUCCUCCAUUCUUGUGGUGUUUCUUUCUCAACUCCUGCACUUUUCAGCAGUCUGAGUUUCUCUGCAAAAUUGGCCACUGCUGGUAAGGCAGAUUCAAAAUAGGAGAAAUCUUUAGUGCAACUGUGCAGUUUAAAUCAAUUUUUCAGAGUAUAGUUUUAGGUAUAGUUAGUACUUUAGAUUUAUGUAUUUUACAUGAAAAUUAUGGAUUGAUUUACAUUUGAAAUUGUGGGUGUUCAGAGUUGAUGUGAUUUUCUUUGCACAUGUAUAUCUAACUCAAACUUGAAAUAUUGUGAAUAUGUUUCCCUCCUCUCCCAAAGUUAAAUAUUGCAUGUCCUUUUUUGACUUAGCCCAAAGUUGGAAACUAUCCAGACACUUUUGCGAAGCUGUGGAUAUUGGCAAAGAUCAGGGGGUAGAAAGCCAAAAUGGUCUUGGCUAAAUCCUAACAAUUAAAUAAAGACCGAAGACACUUCAAGUCAAAUCCCUUCAUUUAUGAAUGAUUUACUAAAUGUUGUACUUUACGAGGUGAUUUUUGUGAACUUUAAACUCUGGAUUUGCAUAUGCUGUUUGAAGGGGCAGCUGUACUAAAAUAGAUAAAUGUGACUCCAAUUUAUCUUAGAGACAUUAUUCAUAAUUAUGCAGGAAGCAUAUGAAACUCCUUUCAUUAUGAAGAUUACUAAUGAUGUAACUCAGGCGAAUCGUUUAAAACCACAGCUGAACACAUAUUUGUUCAGUUUAGCUUUUAAUUAGCAGCAUCCCAUUGAAUUGUUUUUUAUCCAUAUGCAUAUUCCUAUUAUUUUAUUCAUUUAUUUAAUAGUUUUAAGGUUUUAUUUUAUGUCAAUAAUUUUGUCUUGUGUCUUUCUUACAUUUUCUGAGUGUGUUAUCUGAUGUGAAUUUUUCAAUUAUUUUUACUAGCUUACUUUUAUUCAAUUAUUGUAUUAUUCCCUUGCAUAUUUCGCCCGUUUAUACCCUAAAAUCGUAUAUAUCAUGCACAUAUGCUGCAUGUGUUUAUCUCAUGUUAGGUGGUAUUUAGUUUACACUUUGAUCUGCAUCCUGUGUAUAAAGUGCUAUACAAAUAAAGCUCUAUUAUAAUUAUUGUUAUUAUUAUAUUUGCAUAUUGGCGUGAAAAUCAAUGUUGUUCCUCUAGGUGAGCUUGAAAUAAUAUUACAGAAGACAGUGACAUUGCAUCGAAUGCUUAUGUAGUGAAAUGCAGGGCUUGACUGGGUGUGGUCAUUCGGUAGAACCUUUCCAGAAACCUAUAUUUUUAAUUGUGGCAGACCCAAGUCAUGUGAGAUUUCAUGCCUGUGUCAUUGUCACUGCAGGUCAUCAAGUGCAAGGCAGCAGUGGCCUGGGAGCCAAACAAGCCUUUGGUGAUGGAGGAUAUUGAAGUAUCCCCACCAGAGGCCAACAUGGUCCGCAUCAAGAUUGUGGCAACCGGGGUGUGCCACACCGACCUGUAUCAUCUAUAUGAGGGUAUGGGUGAAGACGACUUUCCAGCAGUUCUCGGCCAUGAGGGAGCCGGUAUCGUAGAAAGCGUUGGCCCUGGAGUCACUGAAUUCCAACCGGGAGACAAGGUUAUUCCUCUGAUCAUCCCUCAGUGUAAAGAAUGUCGCUUCUGUAAGAGUCCUAAAACCAACCAGUGUGAGAAAGGAUGGGAUGGUGGUGAUGAUGUGAAUGCAUUAGCAGUUUCCAGGUUGACCUGUAAGGGGAAGAAGGUGCUGCAGUUCAUGGGGACCAGUACCUUCUCUGAGUACACAGUGGUUAACCAGAUGGCUGUGGCUAAGAUCGACCCUGCUGCCCCUCUGGACAAAGUCUGUCUUCUUGGCUGUGGAAUCACCACAGGAUAUGGAGCAGCAGUUAAUACUGCUAAGGUGGAACCAGGCUCCACAUGUGCUGCGUUCGGUCUGGGAGCCGUGGGUUUGGCUGCAGUCAUGGGCUGCAAGGCUGCAGGAGCCAAGAGGAUCAUCGCUGUUGACAUCAAUCCAGAGAAGUUUGAGAAGGCCAAGGUGUUCGGGGCGACCGACUUUGUGAACCCCAAGGAUCACAGUAAACCAAUCAGCCAAGUUCUGUCUGAGAUGACUGACGGAGGAGUGGACUUUUCCCUGGAAUGUGUCGGGAAUGUUGGAGUCAUGUGCAGUGCCUUGGAGUCUUGUGUGAAAGGUUGGGGUGUCAGCGUGAUUGUUGGCUGGACAGACUUGCACGACGUUGCUGCCCGACCCCUUCAGCUUAUCGCUGGACGCACAUGGAAGGGCUCCCUGUUUGGAGGAUUUAAGAGUAAGGAUGGCGUGCCUCAGAUGGUUAAAGCCUACCUGGACAAGAAGGUGAAGGUAGAUGAGUUCAUCACCCACAACAUGACUUUGGAUCAGGUCAAUGAUGCCAUUGAACUGAUGAAGCAAGGCAAAUGUAUCCGGACAGUCCUGAGUGUCUCUCAACAAUAAUACCACUGCUGCUUUCAACCGACACAAAACUAAUUUGAAGUACAUUGUUGUACAGAUGUUGAACACAAUGUCUAUACUCCGAGUAGUUGCACAUAAUAAAAGGAUUAAACAAUG
This is a messenger RNA of Eleginops maclovinus (Patagonian blennie), 5009 nucleotides long. RefSeq names its product alcohol dehydrogenase 1-like. The record is from RefSeq and is a predicted model, not a curated record. Gene Ontology annotation, molecular function: S-(hydroxymethyl)glutathione dehydrogenase [NAD(P)+] activity; zinc ion binding. Gene Ontology annotation, cellular component: cytosol. NCBI's taxonomy places the organism in Eukaryota, Metazoa, Chordata, Actinopteri, Perciformes, Eleginopidae. The transcript is spliced from 12 exons. Bases 3756 to 4895 code for a protein of 379 amino acids. Gene Ontology annotation, biological process: formaldehyde catabolic process.